Messenger RNA from Scleropages formosus (Asian bonytongue), 3242 nucleotides. It is a transcript of the gene hspa4b, whose product is annotated as heat shock protein 4b. The coding region runs from base 245 to 2782 and encodes 845 amino acids. Lineage: Eukaryota; Metazoa; Chordata; Actinopteri; Osteoglossiformes; Osteoglossidae. Gene Ontology annotation, molecular function: ATP binding; ATP-dependent protein folding chaperone. Gene Ontology annotation, cellular component: nucleus; cytosol. The transcript has 19 exons. Gene Ontology annotation, biological process: protein folding. The record is from RefSeq and is a predicted model, not a curated record.
UUUACAUAUGCUGGCCAGAGCUGGGCUACGGGUUUCAGUGAAAUAACCGGCUUGUACUUCGCAGAGAGGCAGUGUAGUUCGGUGUCCUAUUGACUUGUGGCGUCGAUAAUGAAUUAAACAGCGCAACUCUCGUACGCUUCUCAGCUUACACUUAUUCUUCACUCAUCACAUCACCGUUGAGCGCGUGGACUCUUUGCUCCGUGUAGUGGUCUUAUGAUACAGUAGCUGUCUUUAUAGCAGCAAAAUGUCAGUGGUAGGAUUCGAUGUCGGCUUUCAGAGCUGCUAUGUGGCCGUAGCGCGAGCCGGAGGGAUAGAGACGAUAGCGAACGAGUACAGCGACCGGUGUACCCCGGCAUGUAUCUCUUUCGGUCCCCGGAAUCGUUCUUUUGGUGCAGCUGCAAAAAGUCAGGUUGUCACAAACUACAAGAACACAGUCCAAGGGUUUAAGCGAUUCCAUGGCCGGGCAUAUUCUGAUCCCUUUGUCCAGUCCCUGAAAUCCAGCCUUGUGUAUGAUCUUGUCCAGAUGCCCACAGGGGCAACUGGCAUUAAGGUGAUGUACAUGGAAGAGGAGAGGGUUUUCAGUAUUGAGCAGAUUACUGCAAUGCUGCUGACCAAACUGAAGGAAACAGCUGAAAGUGCACUGAAGAAAAAUGUGGUUGACUGCGUCAUUUCUGUCCCUUGCUUCUAUACUGAUGCGGAGAGAAGGUCAGUUGUGGAUGCUGCACAAAUUACUGGCCUUAACUGCCUACGGCUGAUGAAUGAAACGACUGCAGUGGCACUGGCAUAUGGGAUUUAUAAGCAGGACCUUCCUGCCCCUGAGGAAAAGCCACGGACAGUGGUAUUUGUGGAUCUUGGUCACUCUGCAUACCAGGUCUCAGCUUGCGCCUUCAAUAAGGGGAAACUUAAGGUUCUUGCUACAGCAUUUGACCUAGAGCUGGGUGGAAAAGACUUUGAUGAGGUGCUUGUAAAUCACUUUUGUGAAGAGUUCAGUAAGAAGUACAAACUAGAUGUUAAGUCCAAGCCAAGAGCAUUGGUUCGGCUCUACCAGGAGUGUGAGAAACUCAAGAAACUAAUGAGCGCCAAUUCUUCUGACAUACCUCUGAACAUUGAGUGCUUUAUGAAUGAAUUAGAUGUGACUGGAAAGCUCAACAGAGGGGAGUUUGAGGAUAUGUGUGCAAGUAUUCUUGCCAGAGUGGAGGCUCCACUCCACAGUCUUAUGGAACAAACUAAGCUGAAGAAGGAGGAUAUUUAUGCUGUUGAAAUUGUCGGUGGCGCUUCCAGAAUUCCAGCUGUGAAGGAAAGAAUCAGCAAAUUUUUUGGGAAAGAGCUGAGCACUACAUUGAAUGCAGAUGAGGCCGUCGCACGAGGAUGUGCCUUGCAGUGUGCCAUCCUGUCUCCUGCUUUCAAAGUGCGGGAGUUCUCCAUCUCUGACGUGGUUCCUUAUCCCAUCUCUUUGAAAUGGAAUUCUGCUGCAGAGGAAGGUUUAAGUGAUUGUGAGGUGUUUCCAAAGAACCAUGCAGCUCCUUUUUCCAAAGUUCUGACUUUCUAUCGCAAGGAGCCCUUUGCAUUGGAGGCCUACUUCAGCUGUCCUAAAGAGCUACCUUAUCCAGAUCCAGCAAUAGGUCAGUUUUUGAUCCAGAAGGUUGUGCCCCAGGCCUCUGGGGAGAGUUCCAAGGUAAAAGUGAAGGUGCGUGUCAAUAUUCAUGGGAUCUUCAGUGUGUCCAGUGCUUCGCUUGUGGAGGUCCACAAGUCUGAGGAAGACGAGGAGCCAAUGGAAACUGAAUCAGCUGUGAAGGAUGAUGAGAACAAAAUGCAGGUUGACCAAGAUGAACAGAAAACCCAAGGUGAUGUACAGAAAGAAAACUCUGAUAAGAAGUCUGAGAUGGAAGAAAUGGAGACUUCAGCGGAUGAAAAUAAACAGGAGAAAAAGACUGAUCAGCCACCCCAGGCAAAGAAACCUAAAGUGAAAACAAAGACAGUGGACCUUCUCAUUGAAAACAAUCUUCAUUGGCAGCUGCCCAAUGACAUGGUUAAUCUAUAUGUUGAGAAUGAGGGUAAAAUGAUUAUGCAGGACAAACUAGAGAAAGAGAGGAAUGAUGCAAAGAACUGUGUGGAGGAGUAUGUGUAUGAAAUGAGAGACAAACUACAUGGUGUGCUGGAAAAGUUUGUUGCUGAAGCAGACCGAGACACUUUUUCACUGAAACUUGAAGACACAGAGAACUGGUUAUAUGAAGAUGGAGAAGACCAACCAAAACAAGUCUACAUUGAUAAACUGGCUGAACUGAAGAAAAUAGGCCAGCCCAUACAAGACAGGUGUGCAGAAUUUCAAGAGAGGCCAAAAGCAUUUGAGGCACUAGGGAAACAAAUCCAGCAAUACAUGAAGAUUGUGGAAUCCUACAAGACCAAGGAGGAACAGUAUGAGCAUUUAGAUGAUGCUGAGAUACAGAAAGUGGAUAAGUUGGUCAGUGAAGCCAUGAUAUGGAUGAACAGCAAAAUGAACCAGCAAAGCAAACAAGAUCUCACUUUGGAGCCAGUAGUAAAAGUUCAAGAGAUUCAGUCAAAAAUAAAGGAAUUAUUCUCUGCUUGCAACCCCAUCAUCACCAAGCCCAAGCCAAAGGUUGAGCUGCCCAAGGAUGACAAGGUGGAACAGAACGGACCAGUAAAUGGACAGGAAGGCACAGAGGCCCAACCUACAAAUGCUGAGAAAGGGUCAGCAGAGGGCACUAGCCAGCCUGCACCUGAAUCUGCGGAGAGCAAGCUGCCUGAGAUGGACAUUGACUAACUUCUGCUGUUCCUCUUCAACUCUGUUCCUCAGAUGUUAAAUAUAUAGCCACCACCAUCACCCAGGAUGUCAUGUAGGCGGUUGGAACCAUCCCAUGAAACAGUGCCAGAAUGGUGUUGCAGCUUUUGAGGUGAUAGCAUCAUUUGGUCUUAUGUAGUAAUCUCAACAUCUCCUUUAUUUGGCUUUCCUUUUUUCCACUGUUUGGCCAUGUCACAGCAAAAUGCACUGUAAUAUUAAAAGUUUUCUUUUGUAAAUCUGUGAGGUUUGGUAAUGUUUGACUAAAUAUUGACUGAAUGUUUUGCUUCAGUUUGUAAGCUUUAAGGUUUGUAUUAUAUCCCUCUUUGUGUUCUAGGGUUAUGUGUCAAACUAGACAAAACUGCAUUUUGUGUUUUUUUCAUUGUUCUUUUGAGUUUACAAGUAUAGUUCUGGGUUAUUCCUCAAGAUCCCCCCCCCCCCCCCC